Molecule: messenger RNA, 1707 nt
Organism: Alternaria alternata
Lineage: Eukaryota; Fungi; Ascomycota; Dothideomycetes; Pleosporales; Pleosporaceae
Exons: 2
Coding region: 369-1607 (412 amino acids)
Source: RefSeq, a predicted model, not a curated record
UGCAUGUAAAGUCAUAUCACUGCCUCUUUUUUACCCAUCACGUCCAUCACGUCACUACACCGCAAGCUCGGUAUUCACGUUUACUAUGAUUUCCCUGCAAACGGUUGCCUCGGCGCCCAAGGCCCCACUCGAUAUCCGUAGACCGCUCAUCUUGACUGUUUUACCGGCUCGUUAUCUCAAGGUAAAGUCCCUCACAAACACAGGUCAAUAAGGCUCCACUCUAUUAGCGUACCUUUACUGCAGCGUAGUCGGACAUAUAAACAAUCUCCCCUACUGCUUCUCUUCAUCUUCCACCUUCCACCCUCCACACUCUACUCAACUUCCUUCCUUGCUUUCCAAGAGAACCUGGAAGCUGCGAUUACAGCAAGAUGAGGUUCACCACUGUCUCCACGAUGGCCCUCGGCUUUGCUGCCCUCACCGUCGGACAGUUCCAAACCACUGUCACCUCUGUCAGCUGCGUUGUCUGUACUACUGGCACACAGACCCGCUCCAACGGCUACACUGCCCCGACUACCGACUCGAGUGAUCUCACCCGCACCAUCACCAAGUACCGUCGCCAAGAUUCCCCAUCUUCGACUUGUACAAGCAUCACCGACACUCGCGUCGAUAUCACCGAGUAUCUUCCUCCCAUUUCCACUCACAUUCAAUGCGGUCCUGACAAGGCUACACCCACCUGCUCUACCUCAUACGAAUGCGGUUGCCACUCCACUCACUAUACUCGGCCCUAUGCUCCCGACACACAUCUCUGCUUUCCUGAUGAAACACGUACGAUUUCGUAUCCAGACUUCGGUGGUGGCCGUACUCAGCCUGGACGCGGUGUCACUCGUGCGGCAAGGCAGACAAACGCACCCAAGCAGACAUGGACGAGGACCCGCAGUCAGUCCAUCGUAGCUAGAGCUACAUCUCAAGACUUGGGUGGACGGUCUCAGCGUCGUGUUGCGAGGGAGGCUGAAGCUACGGCUGUCGUAGCUCCCCGUUGCGAGCCUGGAAAGUUCGGUCCUGGAUGCUUCCCGAUUAUUACACAUCCGGUAGCUGACGCUAUCGAAGCAUUCCAGGCCGAGCCUACCGUCGUCGCAGCACCUUUCGACCCCGGUUAUUUUGGUCCUGGAUGCAAGGCACGCGAACCUGUAGCCCCUCGCUGCGAGCCUGGAAAGUUCGGCCCAGGAUGUUUCCCGAUUAUCAUGCAUCCGGUAGCUGACGCUAUUGAUGCACGCGAGGCCGAGUCUACCGCUGUAGCUGCUCGUUGCGAGCCCGGCAAAUUCGGUCCCGGAUGUUUUCCAAUCAUAAUCCACCCGCCUUCAGCCAACGCUGUCGAGGCACGUCAGGAUAUGUCUACAUCCUGUCGUCCAGGCUUUACCGGUACCGACUGCCAUAUGUGCAUUCCCGGCAGGAACGAGCCUGGUUGCCCACCUUCACCUUGGCCCCCUGUCGAUGCAGCUACUACACCAGCUCCUACCGCGACCACUUCUCACUAUGGUUGCCCGAGCGGUGUGUGUGGUCCUGGUUGUCGCUGGGGCCAUGAGUGCUUCUCGAAACUUGGACGUGGUGCUGAGGCUACCGCUGUGGCAGAGGUUGUACAUAGUACCCUUCUUACACUGAGGGCUUAGAAUGCUUCGGUGCUGGGUUAAGAGGCAUGAAGGUGUCUGCAUCCUGAUCAAAAGUGAUGAUAUGGCGGUACGUAUAGGCUGGAGAAAGUCGUGACUUCAG